Molecule: messenger RNA, 1014 nt
Organism: Hydra vulgaris (swiftwater hydra)
Lineage: Eukaryota; Metazoa; Cnidaria; Hydrozoa; Anthoathecata; Hydridae
Source: RefSeq, a predicted model, not a curated record
UCUAAGAAACCAAAAACACAUAAAUAGCAUGGUAUUUUACAAAGCAUCAUUUCAUUUUGGUAUUUUACAAAGUAUCAUUGCAUUUAUUUGUGUUACAUUCAAUAUUCAGAGUGAACUUUAUUCUGAUAAGUAGUAGGUAGCAGCAGAAAUGAAGCUAGUCCUUUUGGUUUUAAUGAUGUUAGUUUGCGUGUACAGCAUGGGUAUUGAUAGAUAUGCAACCUCACUAGUAAGAGCCAGAAGAAAUGUUGCAGAAACUAAAACUGAAUUAAAGAAACGCAACGAUGACGAUAAUAAGGAAGAAUGCAAUGAAGAUGACGAAAAUUGCGAUGAAUGCGGGGAAGAUGGUGAAGGUUGCAAUGAUUGCGGGGAAGAUGGCGAAGGUUGCGAAGAUGAAGAUAAAAAAAAAAAAGGGGUCACUAAAAGUGUUAUAAAGAAACGUAACGAUGACGACUAUGAGGAAGAAUGCAAUGAAGAUGACGAAAAUUGCGAUGAGUGCGGGGAAGAUGGUGAAGGUUGCGAUGAAUGUGGGGAAGAUGGUGAAGGUUGCGAUGAAUGUGGGGAAGAUGGUGAAGGUUGCGAUGAAUGUGGGGAAGAUGGUGAAGGUUGCGAUGAAUGUGGGGAAGAUGGUGAAGAUUGCGAGUAUGUAGAUUAAAAAAAAAAAGGAAAACAAAGUGAAGAAAGAAGAAAGUAAGAAGAAAAAUUCAAAGAAAACAGUGUCAAAGCAUGCCAAGAAAAAUUCUAAAAGAUCAUGGAUUCUAAAAAAGAACAGCAAGAAAAAUUCUAAAAGAUCAAUGACUCCAAAAAAGAAUAGCCAUAAAAAGCAACACACUUAACGGAGCGCAGUUCACAAAAAUCUUAAAAUUAAAAAAAGCAAAUUUUGAUAAAAAGCUCAACAUCUAAACUUUUUAUAAUUGUAACUUUUUAUAUAUCAGUGCGUUUAUUGAUAUCAUGUUUUUUUUUUAUAACAAUUGAGUUUUUUUAUUGUUGUACAACGUCAGAAUAAAUGAGUUUGCA